Molecule: messenger RNA, 1813 nt
Organism: Darwinula stevensoni
Lineage: Eukaryota; Metazoa; Arthropoda; Ostracoda; Podocopida; Darwinulidae
Source: the annotation of a GenBank genome assembly
UACAAUUUGGUGGUUCGGUCCCGAAAAACAUGAGAAGGUAUUAUAUUUCCCCUAUUAUCCAUGGAUAUUUUUCAGCGGAUCGCUCCAGAACCAUCCGGAAAUAUUCCUCAGUCGUGACAACUGUGGACAACAGGGCAUCCCUGAAUGAAGCAGACGAAAUCCUUCUAGUUGCAUUAGUAGGGGCUUCGGCCUUGCCUAACAUAGGUCUGCCUACCAGUCUUGGCGAGCACGCUGUACUCCUUUCCUAAGUUCUGAAAUCAAGAGGGAAAGAAAUCAGUGCUAACAGUGAUCACAAGCUUGGACGUGUCGGCACGUCAUGUCUUCCUCUUUCAAAAAAAGGUUUCUCUCUCGUGCCUUACUUCAAGGGUUCUGGUUCUUCUGCUUCUCUCACUUCACUUCAGCCACUGAUGAAAAUGUCAAAUUUUCUGAGGAGUUUCUUAGGCGAGAGCAUUCUCUAAUGAAGCCCUUUCAAGGUUCAGGGAUGGUGCUAUCAAUACCCAAUUGGGAGAUCUUUGGCAAUAGCAUGGUGACAAAAAAGUUUGUUCGACUCACAAAUGAUGUCCCAGGCAGAAGAGGCAGCAUAUGGAAUCUUGUGCCAGUUGAGGAGCCAAAUUGGGAGAUGCAGUUGCACUUCAAAAUCCAUGGGAAGGGAAAAGUGUAUUAUGGUGAUGGGCUUGCCUUUUGGUAUGUACAAGACAAGAUGGUUGAUGGUCCUGUGUUUGGAUCAAAAGAUCAAUUCUAUGGACUAGGAGUCUUUAUUGACACAUAUAUGAAUGACCAAAAGCCAGUGCGGAGAGAGCAUCCAAUUAUCCAGGCAGUGGUGAACAACGGGACAUUGUCAUAUGAUCAUGAAAAAGAUGGAAAGGUACAAGAGUUAAAACGCUGCCCUGUGAAGGUUCAAAACCUUGAUCAUGAGACAUACCUGUCAGUCAGGUAUGAGGACGACACCCUUACUGUUGCUGUGGAUGUUGAAAACAAGCAAGAGUGGACGACAUGUUUCAGUGAGAACCAUGUGCGACUUCCAACAGGCCUCUACCUGGGACUCAGUGCAGCAACAGGAGAUUUGUCUGAUAAUCAUGACAUCUUUGAUCUCAAGUUCUAUGCACUUCCUUCUAAACCUUCACAGGUGAUGACUAACCUUCACAAUUCCACUGUUAUCUGCCCUGACCUGUUUCCAUUAGAUUUUCACACUUAUGUUUCAAAACAGGAGGACCGAGGGCAAAUUGUUCCAUCUAUCAUUGUCAGAUCUGACAGAACUACUGAUUCCUAUGAGGAGAGCUCAGGCUGGAGUGGAAGGUUAAAAAAAGCAAUGCUGUGGAUCUUUGGUAUCCUUGCUCUCCUGGGAGUGAUUGUGACAGUGCUCUAUUUCUAUGGAAAGGAGGAGCUGAACUCAAGAAAACGAUUCUAUUGAAUUCACAUGGAUACCUAGGUCUCACUGCAACAAUUGUGAUAUCAUCAGUCUCCUCUUUGAUCCUGCUUUCUCCUUCUGUUUCUUUUAUGGGAAGUUAUUGGAAUGAUCAACAGACAUGGAACCAUUGUCAAUUGUGCCAUUUCAUCAGUUUCACCAGGGCAUUCAGGGCACUAUUCAUUUUGAUUCAGAUUCUCACUUUUUUUCCAUGUCUCCCUCAGACGGUAUCUUGCCUGUUCCUUGCAGGGCAGAACUCCCAAGUCACCAUUGUUGUUCUGUCUUCCUGGAGUUCUCCUUGCUUAUGACGUAGCAUCUGUGAUGUGUACCACAUUGAGGUAUGGGAUUUCUACUUUUGCCUGGGACUUGGAGAAAUAUACCUUCUUCGUUGUGUCUCUGUCCUCAUGU